Messenger RNA from Galendromus occidentalis (western predatory mite), 6443 nucleotides. It is a transcript of the gene Sap-r, whose product is annotated as prosaposin. Gene Ontology annotation, cellular component: lysosome. NCBI's taxonomy places the organism in Eukaryota, Metazoa, Arthropoda, Arachnida, Mesostigmata, Phytoseiidae. The transcript is spliced from 33 exons. Gene Ontology annotation, biological process: sphingolipid metabolic process. The record is from RefSeq and is a predicted model, not a curated record. The coding region runs from base 164 to 6193 and encodes 2009 amino acids.
AGCCGAUCACAGCAGUGACUCGGUCAAUGAGUUUUCUACGCGCCAAGGGGAACAGUUGAUUCUCGUGAUCUUGCCAACGAGUAACGAAGCUUUCCCGUUCGAUGGGGGAAUAAUCGGAGGAGGGUAUAAAGAAGCGGAUCGCCAACUUCGGCGGCAUUUCACGAUGCGUGCUCUGUGGAGCAUCGUUGCGAUCGCUGCUCUCGCGGCGGCGACGCCCGAUCCGCGAUGCAAUUCUCUGCGGACGUCGUGCUCCGACCUGUUCCUCGCGAUCGAUUGCGGGACUGUCAACGAGUGCAUCCCGCGAUGGGAAACCUUGGAAACUCCUGUCGGCAACGACACCGAACUCUGUGCCACCUGCAAGAAAAUGGUCCAAGAGGCCAGAGAGAACUUGCUGAGCAACAUGACCCAGAUCGAGCUCCGUGAGGUUCUCGAGGGUAGUUGCGACGACCUCAUCCCGAUUCCACCCUUCAACGUCAUUUGCAAGAAGCUCAUGGACGCCUUCCAAGAUGAGCUGAACGACAUGCUCGUGUCCCGAAUGGAUCCCACUCAGGUCUGCACCGUUUCUGGUCUGUGCUGGAAACCCGACAACUCGGAUAUCGAACAGCGAGCCAGCGAUAUUUUCCUCCGCAAGUCAGCCCAAAAUACCUGCACCACUUGCAAGACGAGCGUCAGUGAUAUGGUCGGAAUCACCAAAUUCGUGGACAAGACUGGCGUCAUUGAAGCUUUCAGCAACAUCUGCCAAAAUAGUGGAUACGCCAAGCAGAGGUGCGACGGAUUCGCUCAGACCUACGUUGCCAAGUUCCUCCACCAUUUCCAUACAGCGUCCUCCGAGAAGACCUGCCAGUUCUUCGGACGUUGUGACGGCAUGAGGCGUCCCCUGCCUAAGGGUCCCACCGAUACCCUGGAAUGCGAAUUCUGCGAAGCCAUGAUCCACAAAGUCGUCGUUCAAUUCAACAACACCUCGGCGAAAGAGCAAGUCAAGACUGUGCUCGAGAAUAUCUGCAAGAAAACCGGCUCCUACGCCGAGGAGUGCCAGCAGAGGAUCGAGGAUGACUUCGACAAGGCCUAUGAUGAGCUCAUUUCCAUGCUGGACCCCGUCAAUGUCUGUACGUUGGCCGGAAUUUGCAACAGCAACCAGAGUUUGAGGACGAUUCCCAUGAUGAAGUUGACGCCGGCUAGACCCGCAGCCCCUGGCUCAACGACGAUGUGUACUGUUUGCCGAAACGUGGCCGGAGUUGUUCAGACGGCCGUCAACGCUAACUUCACCCAGAAAGAACUAAUCAGCGCACUCGAUCUCGUUUGCGACGUCCUCUCUGGAGCCAGCAAAGAGAACUGCUUCGAUUUCGUGAACACAAACAUCCCUCAACUGAUCCAGAUGUUCAACGAGCGCUUCACUGUAGAUCACAUUUGUUCCGAGAGUUUUAACUUCUGUCCAGCUGCGCUCGAAAACUCCUUCUCGGACUAUCUUAUCAUCGGUCAGUUUUCGGACGAGCCUUCGCAGAAUUGCUCGGUUUGUCUGACAGCGAUGUCGUGGGUGUUCCAUUUCGCCAACGGUAGGAGGCACAGAGUAGUGAUAAAAUUCGGCUUAGACGAGGUGUGCAACAAGUAUCCGAACAUUCUUGUCCAGUGCAAGCGAUUCAAGGAUAUGUACAGCGCUCGAAUUUUGGAUCUCGUUGAAAAAGAGAAUGUCACCACAGCUCCAGAGGUCUGUACUCGACUGAAACUGUGCCCCGAGACACUCAAACUCUUAGCUUUCACAGAACUCCGAGCACAAUUCGACGAAGAUAAGUGCCAGAUCUGCGAAACCGCCAUUUCUUGGGUGGCGUCGCAACUCAAUGCCACCAGUACCGAGAACGACAUCAUCAGACGCGUUCAGGAGGUCUGCGACACCGACUUAUUUCCACCGAAAAUCCGAAAUUCGUGCCGGAGCGAAGUCGAAUCUUACGGCAGUCUGAUCAUACAUUUGUUAGUGAAUCGCAUGGAUCCGGAGCAGAUCUGUCCAGAAAUUCGUCUCUGUAAAACAGCUCGCGCUACGAAACCCGUCGCUCAAGGCUCGGACCCGGUCUGCGAUCAGUGCCAACAUAUCGCCGGUUAUGUGGUCGCCUCCCUAAACGAUGACCGCACCGAGGAGAACAUCAAGAAAGUCCUCGAUAAAACGUGUGAGAUGGUCCCCGUGGACUACGGCUCAUGCAAACAGCUCAUCAACGACAACAUCGACCGCUUGGUCCAGAUUCUCCGUCAGGAAGUCACAGCCGACGAAAUCUGUGAAGCUUUGAAAAUGUGCAAGGCACGCCGAAUACCGCCUCCUAGGACCCAACAUGUCUCCAAGAGCUGCGGGCUCUGCUCAACCAUCGUUGACUAUCUUAUCGAAAAGCUCAAGGGUAAUACCACCGAUGCCGCCAUCAUCGACGCUCUCGAGAAGGUCUGCAAAGUUCUGCCGAUGGAAGAGAAAAAGUGCCAAAACUUCAUCGACGUGUACGGCUCUCUCGUCGUUUCAUUGAUUGAGCAAGAGUUAGCCGCCGACGCGAUCUGUGCGGCCAUUGGACUCUGCGGAGCCCCGAAACAGGUUGUCGAAGCCCCGAAAACGAUCUGUGAUGAAUGCGAGCAGAUUGCCGGCUACCUCGUCAACGCCGUCAACGAUAAUCGUACUGAGGAAAAUAUCAAGGCCGUUCUCGAGAAGACGUGCGAAGCUUGUCCAGCGAUCGCCAAAUGCCAAGAGUUCAUCGACAAAAACGUCGACAAACUCUUCGAGCUCCUCCGACAAGCCGUAACCGUGGAUGAAAUUUGUCAAUCACUUGGUCUCUGCGCGACGCGUAUCGUACCCGUCGCGGCUCUGACGAAACACGAGGUGAACUCCGAGAGUUGUGGACUCUGCAACACAGUUGUCAGCUAUCUGAUCGACGCACUCAAGGACAACGCUACCGAUGCCGCCGCGAUCGACGCCCUCGAAAGAGUGUGCAAGGUACUCCCUUACGACCAGGCGAAAUGCCGGAAUGUCGUCGACGUGUACGGUGGAUACAUCAUCGCUCUAAUCCAACAAGAUGUGGCUGCUGAUGAGAUCUGCUCCGCUCUCGGGCUUUGCGGUUCGCCGAAACGGGUGAUGUCGGCUCCGGGGACUAUCUGCGAAGAAUGCGAGCAGAUCGCCGGUUACAUCGUCAACGCAUUGAACGACGAUCAUACCGAGGAAAAUAUCAAGUCUGUGCUCGAAAAGACCUGCGCAGCCUGUCCCGCAAUCGAGAAGUGCCAAGAAAUCAUCGACAACAACGUGGACAAGCUUUUUGAGCUCCUUAGGGAAGAGGUCACCGUUGACAAAAUUUGUCAAACGAUUGGUCUCUGCGAAUCCCGCAAACUCACUGUUGCAGCUCCGAAGACAACCUGUGACGAAUGCGAGCAGAUCGCCGGCUACAUUGUCAACGCCUUGAAUAACAAUCGAACUGAGGAAAACAUCAAGGCUGUCCUCGAGAAGACCUGCGCGGCCUGCCCUGCCAUCGAGAAGUGCCAAGAGGUCAUCGACGAACACGUAGACGAGCUCUUCGAGCUCCUCAAGAAGGAAGUCACCGUGGACAAAAUUUGUCGAGCCAUCGGUCUCUGCGGCUCCCGAAAGUCGGCGGUGAAAGCUCCGAAACCUACCUGCGCCGAAUGCGAGCAGAUCGCUGGCUACAUCGUCGAGGCCUUGAACGACAAUCGAACUGAGGAAAACAUCAAGGCCGUUCUCGAGAAGACUUGCGCAGCCUGCCCUGCCAUCGAGAAGUGCCAAGAGGUAAUCGACGAAAACGUGGACAAGCUUUUCGAGCUCCUCAGAGAAGAAGUCACCGUGGAAAAGAUCUGUCAAACAAUUGGCCUCUGCGGUUCCCGGAAGUUGGCCUCGACCCCGGUUCGAUCUCCGGAGCGAGUCCAAGGCCAGACAUGCGAGCUUUGCCGGACCGUAACGCACUUCCUCAUCGACGAGCUCAAGGACAACAAGACCGAUGAAGCCGUCCUGGAAGUCCUGGAAAGAGUCUGCAAAGUUCUGCCAGUAGAUCGCGUCGAGUGCGACAACGCCAUCGACACCUACGGUCAGAUAAUAAUCUCGAUGAUCCGACAGAAUGUCUCGGCUGACCAGAUCUGUUCCGCGAUCGGUCUCUGCUCUUCCCGGAUGAUCGCAAAGAAGGUCGGGAACGAUCAGUGCAACGUCUGCGUCCUGGUCACCGGAUUCCUCAUCGAUGAACUCAACGACAACAAGACCGACGCAGCCGUCAUUGCGGCCCUCGAGAAGGCCUGCAGCAUCGUCCCCGUCGACAAAAUCCAGUGCAAGAAUUAUGUCGAUGUGUACGGAAGCAUGGUCAUCGAAAUGAUCAAGAACAAUUUGAGUGCCGAUGAGAUCUGUUCUUCGCUGGGAUUCUGUUUCACCCGGAAGCCCCCGGUCUACGAAAAUCAAGUCUGUCCACUCUGCGAAAUCGCUGUAAACGUAGUCGAGGAGGAACUCCGGAACAACAACACGCAAAAGCAGAUUGAAGUCGCCCUGGAGAAAGCUUGUUCGCUAAUGCCCAAGAGGGAUCAAGAGUCCUGUCGUAACAUGGUCAACGUCUACACUGCGUACAUCAUUGACAUGGUGGAGAGUCUCGCCACAGCUGAGCAGAUUUGCCAAACGCUCGGUCUAUGUCCCACGCCUCCAACUCCUCCGAAGUGCGAAGUCUGCUUAUAUAUCACCAACUUCGUCGAGUCGGAGCUGGGUGACAAUCGCACGGAAGCUCGUGUCCAAGAGCUGCUCGGCAAAGUCUGUAACGUCAUUCCUAACAUGGACGUCGCGCAGUGCAAAGCGACCGUCGAGCAGGCAUCCGACAUGAUCAUCACUCUUCUUCUCCAAAUGGUGCCCCCGAGGAAAAUCUGCGAAGAGAUCAAAUUGUGUCCGGCGUCGUCGAAGCGAGACCUUUCUCCCAAAGUUUCCGUAUCGACUUCUGAACAAUGUACGUUCUGCAAGUGGCUCGUGACCUGGGUCGACGACAAGCUUCAGGACAAACGGACUGAGGCUGUCAUCAUCAAAGAGUUGGACGCGGCCUGCGAUUUACUCUCAGACGCGGGGAAAUGCAAAGACAUGGUUAACGACUACGUCGACAUGAUUGUGAAGAUGCUCGUCAUCUACGCUGAGCCCGAGAAAAUCUGCGAAGCCAUCAAGAAAUGUCCGGCGAAACAGCUUACAAAAGACGAACCUCCGUGCCGUUAUUGUCGGUACGUCAUCGAUGAGCUACGUAACGAUUUCCAGAAAACUGAAGCCGAACUCAAGGAUAAACUCGAUGGGAUUUGCCGAGUGAUCCCUGUCGAUGCCACAGCCUGUCAGAGCUUCGUGGACCGAUACGCCGAUCAGAUAAUCUCACUGAUCCUGAGCGAUACGGAUCCUGAGAGAAUCUGCGAAGUUCUCGGCGUCUGCCCCAAGAAAAUCAAAGCCUCCAGUACGAAGUGUAACUUCUGCCGAGAAGUGAUGCACUUCAUCACCAACGAGAUCAAGGACGAGGCCACGGAUGACGAGAUCGUCGCUAUGAUGGCGAAAGCGUGCAACCUCUGCCCGGCCGCUCAUCGAGAUGAUUGCCAGCGCAUGAUCGAGAUCGAAGGACUCGUAAUCGUGCGAAUGAUAGCCGAAAACAUCGACCCCGAGUCUAUUUGCGAGGCCGUGAAAUAUUGUCCGGGGAGAGGGGAUACCCACAAACUCACCUGCACUUGGUGUCAAUACGCACUGCACUUCCUCCAAGAGAAACUCUACGAUAACUCCACUCAACAAGCCAUCCGGGAAGAACUGCAGAAGAUGUGCUCGCAUCUCCCGACACCCGAAAUGAAUGCCGAAUGCAGAGAAUUCGUCGAUAUCUACGGAGCUUCGCUCGAAGUGAUCAUCGCCCAGGAUCUCGACCCGAGUGUCAUCUGUCCGGCAAUCCACGCGUGCCCCGCCCGCAGAGCAAUCGAGAAACCUGUUCGUCGGACUCGCUCGCAGAAGUGUCACGAUUGCGUGUCGACCCUCCGAUCAUUCCGCCAUAGUCCGACUCAAAUCUGCACGGAAGUCGCUCCGCAGUUUGCCGCCAAGUGUCCCGAUGCUUCUUCCAUUGGGCUGCGGGUUGUGGACGCCUUCGAAAGCGACUUCAGGAUCUGUCAGUAUGCCAAAUCUUGCUCGAAAUUGAGCGGCCGCUUCAGCUGUAACCGGGGAGGGUGCCAACUCGUACGCUGAGAUGUUGUGCCAAUAAUACAGACCGCGCCGAGAAUCGAUCAUCAGGGAUGACUCAAACGAGAGUCAGAAGAGCCGUUUCGAGCUUACGAGAAGCCGAAAAAAUAAUUCUAAGCUACAUUUCGAUCUUGUGUGAAAUCUCUGAGGCGGACUUGUUCCGCAUUUCAGGUCAUCGAGUAAUUUUGUAAUAAUGCCAGUCGUCCCGGAUGCGAUCCAGGCUCUGCUAAUAAAUUUUGUGCCCUUGUAGCAAGAA